Messenger RNA from Drosophila bipectinata, 2489 nucleotides. RefSeq names its product Nucleoporin 93kD-2 (gene Nup93-2). Gene Ontology annotation, biological process: protein import into nucleus; poly(A)+ mRNA export from nucleus. Gene Ontology annotation, cellular component: nuclear pore. Gene Ontology annotation, molecular function: structural constituent of nuclear pore. The record is from RefSeq and is a predicted model, not a curated record. Lineage: Eukaryota; Metazoa; Arthropoda; Insecta; Diptera; Drosophilidae.
CGCAUUUGGCCACACUGAUCCAAAAUUUCUCGUGUGUUGCUGCGUUUUUGAGGUGUUAUUGUUUAUUUGUUGCUAAAAUGGAUUUUAAUAGUCUGCUGCAGCGGGCAGAAAACUUGACAAAGAAGGUCGAGGCGGAGUGUGAGCUUCCCCGGGUGGAAAGGACCCUGCAACAGGUACUGAAGGCUACCACAGAGCUUCAUUCCCGCGUAACCCAAACCGGCGGCAGUGGAAAAGACAUCCAAGCGCACAUACUGCUGGGAUCCAAAGGCGUUGACCUGCCAAAACUAAACCAGAAAUUAGAAGCACUUAGUACUCGAAAAACCUUCGAGCCCCUGGAUAUUAUUAAGGCGGAUACGGAUGUGUGUACUUUUCUUAAAAAUGAGCGCGAAAAUGCUAUACUCUCGGUGAUUGAGGACACAAAUAAGAAUAUCAGCGACACUGUAAGCAAACAAAAAUGGUCGCACCUGAAUACUGCCUGGAAUGAGGAGAAGACCCGGCUGCUGGAUGCACUUAUAGCUCCCUCUCAAAACUUCAUCGACUUGCAGCGUCUGCCUGAACACACAUCUGUUCAUGCCUUCUGCCAGCCACGCAGUAGUCUUGACAACUUGGAACUUAGCUACGCCCAGGAGCUGCGCCAGUACAACGAAUUGCUGCUAAAAGGAAGUCAGCGUCCAAAUCUUGUCCAGAAGUUUGCUCAGCUAUCUAGCAGUUUUGUAGAUAGCCGGCUGACAGACAUGUGGACUCUAUUGGCCUGUGUCACUCAUAUAGACGAGCCACAGUGCUGCGAUCCCAUCAAAGCUCGCCAAGAAAGACCGGAAUUUAUACUUCAUGCCAAAUCUUACCUCGAAAGACGUUACAAGACGUACAUUUCCUCUUUAGUGGUGGAUUCAUAUGGUAAACACAGCUAUCAACUAAUAUUAGCAUAUGUGAGCCACCGGUUCAGCGCACAGCAGACGAUUGGACUGGUAGACACGGUUGGCGGAAAACCUUUGUGGCCCUUGGUUUAUUAUGGACUCCGUUGCGGCGCUGCCGAUGCAGCAGUGAAUUUUCUUCGAGAAGCAGGACCAAGUCACGAAGAAUUCGCACAGCUUAUUUCGGAUAGAAGUGCAGGAGAAAUUAAUAAUAGGAUAGAAAGCCAGUUGCGGUUGCAAUAUGCGAAUAAGAUACGCAAUUCCACGGAUGCGUACAAAAAGGCUGUGUACUGCAUCUUGCUAGGCUGCGAUGCCAAUGAAGUGCACGGGGAGGUGGCCAAGACCAUUGAUGACUUUUUAUGGAUCAAGCUGGCCAUGAUAAAGCCUGGAGAUGCGACUGGCUACGGCAAGCUUCAGUCACUCGUUCUGGAAAAGUAUGGCGAGAAGUACUUUAAUGCUGCCCAGCAGUGGCAUCUCUACUUUUCCACGCUGGCACUUACGGGACAAUUCGAGGCAGCCAUAGAGUUUUUGGCCCGCAGGGACAACACCUGUGUCCAUGCAGUUCACAUGGCUAUAUCUUUACACGAAUUGGGUUUGCUCGGUGGAGCCCGAAGCGUUUCACAACCUCUGCUAUCUAUUGAUAUCGCUGAUCCUCCGCCAUUGAGACGCUUUAAUCUGGCCCGGCUGAUUCGCCAGUAUACGCAGCGAUUCGAAAGAUCAGACACCAUCGAAGCGCUUCAUUACUAUUUUACAUUGCGUUGUCUUAGAGAUUCCAAAGGAAGAAACAUGUUUGUCUCCUGCGUCUGCGACUUGUUGGUGGAAAGUGGUGUCCUAGAUACCAGCAUAUUCGAUAUGAUAUUUGGGAAGCGGCAGACAGAUGAUGAAGAUGAUUUUAGAGGAGGUAUAUUCCGUCAGUUCGAUUGUCCGGAAUUCGACACCUGCACUGUUGCAGUCCUGGUGGCCGAGGAGCUGGCUUCGCGUGGAAACUUUGAAAUGGCUGUACGACUUUAUGAAUUGGGUGGAAAGUACACUUUGGCUAUAAAGCACAUGUCCAUUCUUAUGGCUCAGGUGGUGCAGCUGCCUACCUUAGAUGGGUCGCUACGGGUGCGCCUUGUGCAGGAGGCCCAAAGAUUUAGCAAGCUCCUGGCCAGCGGAAAAUUUGAAGUGGACUCCAAAAUGAAGGCUAGCUUUUUACUGCUGCUGGAUUUGCUUGUCUUCUUCACCCUUUAUGAUGAGGAGAAAUACACAGCGGCACUGGAGCAGUUGCAGUGCACCCAGUUAUUGCCAAGCACCACUGAUGAGGUAUUAGUAUGUAUGGCCAAUGUGAAACGACUCAAUGGAGAAGUGAUUAAGAUUCUCCCCGACGUGAUGGUGGCUGCCAUGGAAAUUACCGAGAGGCAGUACAAGCAGUUGUUGGGCAAAUCGCAUGAUCAGUUCCAAAUGCAGCCGCUAAGGCAAAGGGCCAAAGCCAUCUCAAAUAUGGCCGCAUCCAUGCCGUACCGACUUCCAUACGAUACAAAUAGACGUCUUGUUCAGCUGGAACUGAUGAUGCACUAGAAUAAAGGUAUUCUUUAUUAA